AUGUUGAUGAGAAGUGCCGUAAAGUCCGCCAAACAACUCUGCAAACCGUUGAGGGCGGAGGUUUCGGCAGCUCGAAACAUUGCCGGCCCCAGCAACCUGGACGAACGUCGACGAAGAUUGGUCGAGAAAUACGCUAUCAUCGAAGACCCCUUCCAAGAAACGACCAGUGCCGAGGAGAACUGGCGAACUUUGAAUUUCAAGUCCUCCAGUCGAGCAUUCAGCAGCAAUGUGAGGGAUCUUCGGCUGGUCCAAGGCGAGAAUAUGCUUGUUCGCAAUGUCCGACUUUCCGAUCGCUGGUUCUCGUUGCACGAAUAUCCGACCGGCAAAUUUGUGCGGGAUUUGUUCGAUUCCGAGACCAAAGGAAAGAAACCGAUGAAUGCGGCGUUCCUCGAAGACGGGAAGAAGCUGGCCGUGCAUUACGAAAACGAUAUUGUUGUUGUGUGGGAUGUGGAAACGGGUGAAUCCGCGAGGACCUUCAAAUUCGCGGGCAAUGGUGGGCUCCGGCAUAAUCAUCGAUCAAUCUUCAAGGGAGACAAGUGAGUCUGUGGGUGGGAAGAUACAUUGAAAAUAGAGUUUAUAAGAAAACUACAUAAAUUAAUGUAAUAUUAUAGAAUUAAAUCUGUACAAAACAAAUUUCAAGAGUCUAAAAAUGUAGUAGUUAUAAAAAGCUGUCGUUCUAAGAAGGUUUAUUUUUGAGAUACGACAACUUUUUUGAUUAUAAAUCCAAAGUUUCAAAAAAUCAAAUAGUCAUAUCCCAAUUACUGUAGAUAAAAAAAAACAAAAAAAAAAUAAAAAUCGUUUUUGUGAAGUCAAAUUUAACCCAAAAAUUUUGCAGAAUGCUCUGGACCGUUGGCCGUUCCCGCCUCGAAAUCUAUGAUCUCAAUUCCGGCAAACAAACCGCCCGCUACGAGUGCCAGCAGCCAAUGAUCGGCGACAUUCGCUUCGACGGCCGUCUUCUGGCCCUCCACUUGGACGGAGGACCCGUCCAAAUCCUCGACAUUGAGGACGGCAGCCGGCGACAAGUCCACUUCCACGGCGACACCACAGCCCCGAUGGGAGUGACCAUUGGGCUGGUGUCGGAGUUGGAUCAAAUCUUCGUGAAGACGGGUGAGAAUGUGCAUGUUCAUGAUGUGAUUACUGGAGAGCAUUUGGGAACCUGGGACCAUCAUCGGGGCCCAUUGCCGGCGUGGAACUAUUUCCAUGGACGGAUGUUCGGAAUCUUCGAUCUCAACCAAGUUUUUGUGAGUUUUGGGAAUUUUUGAAAUUCGAUUUUUUUUAUUUGAAAAAAGUGAUACCCUGAAGAGCCUUUUUUUUAUAAAUUUUGGCUUGAAAUUAAAUUUUUCCAUUUUCAGAUCCACCGUUUCAACGGGCACGCGUGGUCGAAUUCACUUCAAACCUACGACUUCCCAAUUAAUCCGGUCGGCUUCAUCAACGAGCAUCUGUUCCUCACCACCACCGCCGAACACAACAACCCCGCCAACAAGUCGGUGUUCCAGCUCUGGGACAUGGAUUCGGGCCGUGUGAUCAGACACAUUGACAGAGACUGGAAUCGGACCAUUGCUUGUACCGUAUCUCCGUCGGCUUUGGACUUUGUGACGGCCGAUGGAAACGCCGAAAACACGACCUACCACCAUUGGGAUUUUGACUGUUAA
Messenger RNA from Bursaphelenchus xylophilus (pine wood nematode), 1652 nucleotides. NCBI's taxonomy places the organism in Eukaryota, Metazoa, Nematoda, Chromadorea, Rhabditida, Aphelenchoididae. The record is from the annotation of a GenBank genome assembly.